UGUGUGUGACUGUGUAUCGCAAAUUUGUAAAGCAUAAAUGGGAAAUUUCGCGAAAACGUUCUGCCGGCUUUGCCGCAAUGUCAUAGGUGAUGGAAAUUUUAAAGUAAUAGAAGAAACUAUUAAAGAAGUUCUAGAGGUCCUUCUCUUGAAACUGUGUGCGGAAGAAAAAACAGAGCCUGUAAUAUGCAUUGCUUGUUCCACUACAGUAUUGGCGGCAUUUCAGUUCAAGGCAACCUGUACGGACACGGAGGAUAGUAUUUUUCCUUACGUUAAUUCUGAAAACAUGGCAUCUGUUGAUUUAAGAGAGAUUUAUCUCAAGAUACGGGGUAAAGAACAUUUGAGAGCCAUAUUGGAAGAUGAGAGAAUUUGUCGAUUGUGUAUGCAGAUGGACACCUGUGGAUUUACAUCGGUAGAGGAUGUGGAAAUUGACAUAAUCCAAAAAUGUAUCCCAGAAAUAAAUUUUAAUUCCACCAAGGAGCCGGUAGUAUGUGCAGGUUGUCUGGAUUCUCUGAACGCACACAGCAGUUUAAUAAAAAAGUGUCUAGAUGUUGAGGAACAAAUAAAAAAUUUUCAUGGAGACAAAGAGAGUCUGUUGUGUGCUAAGACUGAUGAGAUUGAAAUAAAAUCUGAGGAACCCGAUAACGAUAGUGACUCUGCUCUCCGUAAUGAUCACGAAUGGACCAUCCAGCGCACGGGUAAUUUAAAACAUCAGCCCAAACACAAAAGCCCAUCUGAGGUGCAAAUGUACCACUGCAAUACAUGUGACUUCAAAACUAAAUAUAAAGGGUCUCUCACAAAUCAUUUACUGUCACACGAAGAUUAUUCCAAAGAGUCGAUAUAUGAAUGUCAGUCUUGUUGUAUGAAGUACAGGCACAAAAGUAGUCUUUCGCGCCAUAAGCUAAUUCACAUACCCAUUAAUAAAAGAAAAAAGUAUGAAUGUAUAACAUGCGGCUUCAAAGCCAAACGUAAGGACUACCUUACACAACAUCAGCUCAGACACGAAAGUCUGACCAAGGUGCAAAUGUACAAGUGUGAUACGUGCAACUUCAAAACCUAUCGUAAGGUCUAUCUCACACGACAUCAGCUCAAACACAAAAGCCCGUCUGAGGUGCAAAUGUACCACUGCAAUACAUGUGACUUCAAAACUAAAUAUAAAGGGUCUCUCACAAAUCAUUUACUGGCACACGAACAUUAUUCCAAAGGGUCGAUAUAUGAAUGUCAGUCUUGUGGUAUAAAGUACAGGCACAAAAGUAGUCUUUCGCGCCAUAAGCUAAUUCACAUACCCAUUAAUAAAAGAAAAAAGUAUGAAUGUAUAACAUGCGGCUUCAAAGCCAAACGUAAGGACUACCUUACACAACAUCAGCUCAGACACGAAAGUCUGACCAAGGUGCAAAUGUACAAGUGUGAUACGUGCGACUUCGUAGCAUGCAAUAAUUACAUUCUCACACGGCAUCAGCUCAAAAACACAAAUAUCCGUCUGAGGUGCAAAUGUACCACUGCAAUACAUGUGACUUCAGAACUAAAUAUAAAGGAUCUCUCAUAAAUCAUGUACUGUUACACCAAGAUUAUUCCAAAAAGUCUAUAUAUAAGUGUUAGUGGUGCUAUAUGACGUACAAGCACAAAAGUAAUCUUUCGCGCCAUAAGCUAAUUCACAAAGACAUUUCUAAAAUAAGAACGUACGAAUGUGUAACAUGCGGCUUCAACACCAAACGUAAGGACCACCUUACACGACACCAGCUCAAACACAAGCCCAGUCGAGGUGCAAAUGUACCAUUGUGAGACACUUGAUUUCAAAACUAAACAAAAGAAGCACCUUUCAAGACGUCAGUUGAUACACAAAUAUUAUGUAAAGUAGGGAUGUGAGAUUUUCGUUAUUCAGGAAUAUUCAAUAAACAUAAAAAUGUGAGUUAAUUCACUUUGUUGAAACCGAUGUCAUUUGUGACGUCUAAAUGCAGUUUCAUGUCGGCCAUGUUGAACAUUUCAGGAAAAAGUAUCAUAUUAUGAACUUCCAUGGACAUCAUACAAAAAUUUCCUGUGAG
Messenger RNA from Anoplophora glabripennis (Asian longhorned beetle), 2039 nucleotides. RefSeq names its product zinc finger protein 2-like. Gene Ontology annotation, molecular function: DNA-binding transcription factor activity, RNA polymerase II-specific; zinc ion binding; RNA polymerase II transcription regulatory region sequence-specific DNA binding. Lineage: Eukaryota; Metazoa; Arthropoda; Insecta; Coleoptera; Cerambycidae. Bases 38 to 1543 code for a protein of 501 amino acids. Gene Ontology annotation, cellular component: nucleus. The transcript has 4 exons. The record is from RefSeq and is a predicted model, not a curated record. Gene Ontology annotation, biological process: regulation of transcription by RNA polymerase II.